This is a messenger RNA of Impatiens glandulifera, 537 nucleotides long. RefSeq lists its product as uncharacterized. NCBI's taxonomy places the organism in Eukaryota, Viridiplantae, Streptophyta, Magnoliopsida, Ericales, Balsaminaceae. Bases 1 to 537 code for a protein of 178 amino acids. The record is from RefSeq and is a predicted model, not a curated record. The transcript is spliced from 2 exons.
AUGGCUUCUUCAUCAACCAGAUUAUCAUUCCUCAUGUUCAUUUCUUGCUCCAUCUUCUUCCAUGGAGUUCUAGGUGAACUCAUUUGCGAGGAAUUACCCGUAAAUGUAUGCGCAUUCGCGGUUUCAUCCUCCGGUAAGAGAUGUUUAUUGGAGAAUUUCGAGACCAAAGACGGGCAACUCGAUUACCAGUGCCGCUCAUCUGCGGUCGUGGUCUCGACUAUGGCCGAGCACAUUGAGACCGAUUCUUGCAUCUCGGCUUGUGGAGUCGAGCGCAAAUACGUUGGGAUCUCGUCUGAUUCCUUGAUGGAAUCCCAGUUCACCGCUAAACUCUGCUCGCCGGAGUGUUACCAGGGCUGCCCCAACAUCGUUGACCUAUUCUUCAACUUGGCCGCCGGUGAAGGUGUGUUCUUGCCUGAGUUGUGCGAGAAACAGAGGACUAACCCUCACAGAGCCAUGCUCGAGCUUCUGAGCUCUAGCGCCGGAGCAAUUGCCGCCGUUGAACACGCCUCCGCCCCGACCAUUGCUCCGUUUCAUUAA